This is a messenger RNA of Adineta ricciae, 2106 nucleotides long. The record is from the annotation of a GenBank genome assembly. NCBI's taxonomy places the organism in Eukaryota, Metazoa, Rotifera, Eurotatoria, Adinetida, Adinetidae.
AUGUGUAUUGCCAAAUAUCUAAUUGUUUAUUUUAUAUUUUCUUUUUGUAAUUUAUCAAAUCAAGAGGGCAAUUUUAAUCCGUAUGAAACCCUAGGUGUAUCUCGAACUGCAUCAGAUAAAGAUAUCCGUCAAGUUUACAAGAAACUAGCCAAACAUUGGCAUCCAGAUAAGAAUUCCGAGCCGAACGCUCAUGAUCAAUUUACAAAAAUCAAUGCGGCUUAUGAAAUACUGUCCGAUCCGAAGAAACGGCAAGAUUAUGAUCAGUUCGGUACAACAUCGGAAGGAAACCAACAGCGAGGUUUUAAUCCACAUGAUUUCCAUGAUCCAUUCGAUAUGUUUCGAGCACAUUUUUUCCAUGAGACAUCAUCCAAUGCACGGAAGAUCAUUCAUGCGUAUGAGUUCUUAACUGAUAUUCUCCCCAAUAGUUAUACGAAACCUUAUGUGAUUUUCGGAAGUACAAAUUUUUGUUUUCAUUGUCGACGGCCUGCUGAAGUUUUUCGGUCGAUGGAACCACAGUUCAACGAUGUUGGAAUCGGCACAGCUGAGUUCAACAUUCACGAACAACGUUUGAGUAAUGAACUAGGCGUGAUGAACGUCCCAUCGUUAUGUGUAAUUAGUCAAGGUCAGGUUUAUCAUUUCGAAGACCAAGACUAUUCCGAACAAAACAUCAAACAAUUCGUGCGAAAUGCCAUACCCAUACAUCGAUUCGUUCGAAAUUUACAAACCUACGAUGAUAUAACGAAAAUGUUAAUGUCCUACAAUCAAUCAAAUCGCGUUAGUGCUAUUCUGAUAACAAAACAAAAAAUUCCUUCGUUGAAAUUUGUUUUACCCUGUUUGCAAUACCAAACUCGAAUAGAGUGUGCUACAUUUAACUCCGCUGUAAUUAAAAGUAAUCUAUUGCCAUCAUAUCUAAUAUCAAUCUCAAGAACGUCUGAUACAAUUCUACUAUUCAAAGAAGAUACUACUCGACCAGAAGUUGUGAUCAAAGAUAGUGACUUUUCAUUUGAUAACAUUAAAAAAACAUUGGAAUCAAAUCAACUGUUACAUUUGCCAAGUAUUACAAGUGCAAAUGCGUUCAAUCUUGUCUGUCCUAUAGGCUCAGCUAGACCUUGUUUUCUUAUCCUUGGUAAUCGAAAUUUAUUUCAACAACAUUAUUCAACGUUUCUGCAACUUUCCAAACGGUUGUUUGGUGAGCAGAAAUCCCAACUGGCAUAUUUGGACCGUUCAUUAAACACUCAAGUCUUCGCAUCGUAUGUUCGUGAGCGGAACUUACGCAUUCUCGCAAUUCGCCGGUGGUCAGUUCAAUCGAUCGAAAUUCAAGAUACAAAUAUUGACAUUAACGAGAAGCCGGUCGACAUAGUCGACAUCAGUACACAAUUAGAGACAUUCUUUAGCCAUCGUUGGUCAAAUUCGAAGAAACAUUCCGUACCGAACUUUGUCGAUCUUGAUCAAAGAAAUGAAAAUCUAUUUAUUAAACUGUACGAUUCGUUUGGAAAGCGUUGGAAUUACUGGGUUGAACGAAAUGGACUCUUUCGAUAUUUACUAAGUUAUCUUUUUACCUAUCAAUUUUGGAUAAUCACUAUACUUGUUUUAAUCUAUAUUUAUUAUUUAAGAGACGAACCUGAGAUAGAUCAGAAAAAGUCUCAUAAGAUCAAGCAAAUCCAAGUACAUGAAUUUAAUGAAACCUUUCUUCAACGCUGUAGAAAUCCAGGCGCAGCAAAUAGUAUUAUAUUACUUCUGAUUGCUGAUACGCCCGCAGACGAAUGUGUGAAGCAUUUUAAAGAACAAACUCGUUUAAUUAAAGAUUCACGUAUGGUUUAUUCUAUUCUUUAUCGUCAACGAUCACGUCAAUGGCUUAAUGAACUUUCGAAAAAUAUCCUCGAUAAACAAUCUAGUCAAUUUCUCCCAGCAACGGUUCUUGCGCUGUACAUUCGACGAAACUUUUUUGUUUCUUAUGGACAACUUGAUGCUGAUUGUAAUAAUAGUAAUGAGAGCUGUGAACACUCAUCUUCAAAACUAACAUUCUCAGAUUGGAUUGAUUUAUUACUUAAUGGAACUUUUCGUCAACUAAUUAAUGUAACCGAUUGGCCAACAAAAUUUUCUUGA